AUGGUCUCACAGGCCGUUCUUUAUGCAGGACACAUUCUUCCUUUCGUGUUGCUGUGGUUAGGGUGUGUCACCGACUUUAUUCCUAUCAAGAAGAUCGGCCCUGACUGCGACUGUUUCCGUCAUAUUCUGGUCAUCAAUUUCAAAUUCUUCUUUAUACAGAUCUACGCCUUAACAUCAGUAAUAUAUGGUGUCGCGACUUUUAAUGAUUGCCCCGGAGCUAAAGAGGAGUUGAUGCAGGAAAUCAAAGAAGCUCAGGAUGACCUGAGGAAGAGGAAAAUUAUAUGA
Messenger RNA from Haemonchus placei, 285 nucleotides. NCBI's taxonomy places the organism in Eukaryota, Metazoa, Nematoda, Chromadorea, Rhabditida, Trichostrongylidae. The record is from the annotation of a GenBank genome assembly.